AACGUGGGACUUGGGAGACACUUUUCCCUCUUGGGGCUGGAGGGAUCACAGUUGCUAGAGACUUUGGACAUUAUCCCAGCUUGUCUGUAACAGGAACUGUUUGGAAAAGAGAUGGAUAAGGAUGCUCUGCUGGACUAUGAGUAUCCAGACCUGGAUCCUCUGCCUUCUAAAAUUGAAAGAGAAACAAUCCCACCAUGUGAGCCCACUGCUGAUGACAUGCUGUAUCAUAUAUCCAUCACUGCGAUAUCUCUGGUCAUCAUGCUGAUUCUCGCCAUCUUGGCCAGACGCACCAAGGUGGGCGACAAGCAGAAAGGCCUUCCAGGUUUACUCAGUCCGGUUAACUUCCUGGAUCACACGCAGCACAAGGGCCUGGCAGUGGCUGUGUUUGGAGUCCUCCUGUGCAAACUGUGGGGUCUGCUUGUGUCACCAAAUCCCCUCCCGUUCACCACAGACUCAAAGAACAAACAGCACUGGGUGAUCCUGGGAGUCUUUUAUUACCCCACUCUAUACUACCCUCUCCUGGCAUGUGGCACUUUACAUAAUAAAGUUGGCUACGUCCUUGGCAGCCUCUUAUCGUGGACACAUUUUGGUGUUUUGGUGUGGCAAAAAAUCGACUGUCCCAAAACACCUGUGAUACACAAGUACUACUCUCUGUUCUCCAGCCUGCCCCAGAUAGUUUGCUUGGCAUUCCUUAGUUUCCAGUAUCCCCUGCUUUUGUUCAAAGGCUUCAAGAGCUCUGAAACGAUCAAUGCCACCGAGGAUCUGAGCAGCAGCUAUUAUGGAGACUAUGUAAAGAAGAUGCUUCGAGAGAAGAAACCCAGACGAGUCAGCACAUCGAGCACAAACAAACCUAAACUCCCUCAGAGAAUAGUCGAUGCUGUGAAGUCUUAUAUUUACACGCCGGAGGACGCUUUCCGUUUCCCUCUGAAGCUGGCAAUAUCAUGCGUGGUGUCUUUUAUAAGCCUGUAUCAGAUGGGUCUAGUUUUGAUCAUGACUGUAGUGCCAACUCUCCAGACCGCCCGAUACGGAGUGGAUGAAACCAUUGCAAACGUUUUAGCUGGUUUCCAGAUCAUUCUGUCUCCAGACAAACACGAGGUCGUGAGGAUUGUGGUUUACUACAUAUGGUGUGUGGAAGUGUGCUACACCUCAGCAAUGACUCUGUCGUGUUUGGUCAACAUGGUUCUGCUCAUGCGCUCCAUGGUUCUCCAUCGGUCAAACCUGAAGGGGCUUUACAGAGGAGAUGUUUAUAAUGUCUACAACUGUCAGCGAAGUAUCCGGGCGUCCAGGUCGACGCUGGUCUGCUGGAUGGGAUACACCAGCUUCACCGCAGCUCACAUCUGUAUCGGAAUGAUCAUCCAGACUUUAGUGUUCUUCCUCUGCCUGCUGAUCGCUGUCUUCCUCAUAAUCAUACCCAUCCUGCAAAGACAGAAUCUGAUUCUGUUUCAGAUCCUGUGGAGCAUGUGGCCUUUCUGGCUGAUGAUUCUCCUGGCUCUGUUGAUUCAACACAUCGCUGCCAGGUUUUGCUUCAUUAAGAAGACAGCAAGCACACAAGACCUGAACAACAGGGUUAAUCUGUUCCUGCUGACGUAUCUGCUGUUCCCCGUCAAUGUUCUGAUCGGGGUUCUGCUGGCUCUGUGGCGCAUGAUCAUCACCGCCCUGUUCAACAUCGUCCACAUGGGACGAAUGGAUAUUAGUCUUCUUAACCGCACGGUGGAGGCGUUCGACCCAGCCUACCGCUGCUAUGCUCAUUAUCUGAAGAUUGAGGUGAGCCAGUCCCACCCUGUGAUGAAGGCCUUCUGCGGGAUGCUUCUGCAGUCUGUGGGCCAGGAGAGCAAAGCUGCACAGAGGUCACGAGACGCUGAGGAGGGGAUUCAGCUGGUUCAGCAGGAGAAGAAGAAGAACAAGCUGUCGAGUGCCAAGCGGGCCCGCAGGCGCUGGCAGCUCCUGUACACCCUGGUCAACAACCCCUCCCUGGUGGGAACCAGGAAGCACUUCCAGCGGCAGAGUGCGGAGAGCUUCCUGAAUGGGAGCUUCAAGCGCAGCGCCAAGGAGGGAAGCAAAAAGGAGGCAACCAAGGAGACAGAGGCCGCUGCAAACAACUGAGCAAUGGGUGGAUGAUGGAGUUUCAUUGGAUCUGGACUAUAUUCUGUCGUUUUACCGUUUAUCCAAGCAGGUCUAC
This is a messenger RNA of Nematolebias whitei (Rio pearlfish), 2179 nucleotides long. It is a transcript of the gene stra6, whose product is annotated as signaling receptor and transporter of retinol STRA6. Gene Ontology annotation, cellular component: plasma membrane. The record is from RefSeq and is a predicted model, not a curated record. Gene Ontology annotation, molecular function: signaling receptor activity; retinol transmembrane transporter activity. The transcript has 17 exons. Bases 112 to 2103 code for a protein of 663 amino acids. Gene Ontology annotation, biological process: vitamin A import into cell. Lineage: Eukaryota; Metazoa; Chordata; Actinopteri; Cyprinodontiformes; Rivulidae.